UGUGUGAUUGGGCACACACGUGAGGGAUAGCGUACUAGGGAGAGAGAGAGCAAAUGGAGGCUGCAAUAUUUUCCCAUCUUUCUCCUCCUUGCGCUCGGUAGUAACACCGCCAUACCUCUUGAGUAGAUGGUACAUCUAACAUGUAGGUAGAUAUUAACGCUUGGAUUUUUCAUGGGAAUAAGAAAACCAAAGUUUUUGUGUUAAGGAGGGAUUUUUACCACGGUACCCCUCGGCCAUCGAUUUUAACAAAGGAAAAACCUCUCUUUAUUUUGACUGAGGAAAUCUGGGAAAUAAACGUGUUAUUUUAAAUUCUGAGCAGGUAACUCAGUCAGCACAAAUACUACGAUCUAGACACGACAAAAGUGAAACAUCGCUGAGAGAAGCAGAAAAAUCGAAGUCAAGGUUUUUUCAUACAAGGAGUGAUUUGAAUCAAAAGACUAUUCCAAACAGCCAGAAGAAAUUUAAAAGUGUGACAAUUUUAGGAAAUGGAUACAUUGAGAUUUUUAGUUUUGGACUUGGAUUUUGUACCUGGACUGAAAGUACACUGUGCAAAAAAAAUUUAGUGUGGACUAAAUGCGACGGAGAUAAAAAGUAUUAAGGUAGAGCGAUCGGAACUGUAGAGGAACACUUCCGGAAAGAUGCAAAACAACAGUGCGGACGAAACGGACACAGAAAUGGAUGGGGGAGGGGAUAACAGACCUCUGACAAAAAGAAAACUUAAUAUGAAGCGUCGGCUAAGUCCGUACAAAUUCAAAAGCGAGGAACUCGAGAAAUUAUACCAAAAGUACAUCUACAACCUCCAACAAUCCGCUCUUCGGUAUACCUUGGGCGUCUUCAUACUUCUCACAGCAACACUGUCAGCCCUGGAGUUUGCGUAUAUUCAGGAUGUUACUAUUUAUGGCAUCUGUCAUGGAGUGAUGUGUCUUAUUUUCAUCUCAAUGUUCAUUCUAUUGCUAUCUUUUCUUUUCAAUUACGAAUGUAUGCGAGAAGUCCAUUUUAGAGUCGUGGUUCACGUGAUUUUGUUUUUCAUGAUCUGCUUUGCUGUGCUUUCGUUUCCGUUUGAUCUUGACCAUCCUUUGGCGCCCCGCCCCAUGUAUACCCACGCAGACGGCGUGUGGCAGAUUGUCUUUGUAGUGUUCAUUAUUUACUCGCUGGUGCCGCUGAGGACAUUUCUGGCUGUAGUUUGUGGCGUCAUUCUACCAGUGAGUCACGUGAUUGUUUGCAUCGUCACGAAGACCGGAAGUGAUUCCAAUUGGUGGCGGCAGUUAUUGGCCAAUAUAAUUCUCUUCGUCUCUGUAAAUGUGGCGGGAAUUUUCAUCAACAAUGUAAACCAGAGAGCCCAACGAAAGACCUUCGUAGACACUCGGAACUGUAUAGCCGCCAAAAAGGAAAUUCAAGAGGAGAACGAAAAACUGGAACGGCUGUUGUUAAGUGUUUUACCCCGCCAUAUUGCCUCAGAAGUUAAAGAUGACAUCACGAUUUCUGAAGAUGAACAACAGUUCCACAAGAUCUACAUCAAACAUUACGAACCUGUCAGCAUCUUGUUUGCAGACAUCGUGGGUUUUACUAAAAUGUCGUCUCAAUGCACGGCACAGGAACUUGUGCGGAUCCUUAACGAUCUGUUCGGAAGCUUCGAUCGCCUGGCAAAGUACUACGAUUGUCUGAGAAUCAAGAUCCUAGGAGACUGUUAUUACUGUGUGUGUGGAGUUCCCCAGAAAAACGAGGACCACGCUAAAAUUGUCGUCGACAUGGGAUUGGAUAUGAUUGACGUCAUUCGUAUGGUUUGUGACAAGACUGAUGUCAAUUUGAACAUGCGCGUUGGGCUUCACACCGGAAGAGUGCUGAGUGGAGUUCUGGGAUUGAAGAAAUGGCAAUUUGAUGUCUGGAGUGAUGACGUCACACUUGCAAACCAAAUGGAGUCCGCAGGAAUCCCAGGGAGAGUCCACCUGACGAAAGCAACAUUACGUCAUCUUCCUGAAGAGUAUAAAGUGGAGCCCGGAAAUGGCGGGGACCGGAACGCUUAUCUGAAAGAAAGGGGGAUCGAGACGUUCCUGAUUACUGAAAGUCCCCCUAGAAAUACUCCAGGAAUCUGUAUGGGACGCAGUAAUUUGAUCCGCGCCAAGAAGCCGUCUUUCCGGAACACCUCUAGAAUUGUCUUACGGUUAAUGCAGAUUCGACUAAAUGCAGAGAUUCCAUUUUCUGACGUCCUUAAUCCCCAGCCAGAUCCGCCCCGCCAAGAACCCGGAUCUAAACUGUCAAACUUUAAAUAUUCUGUGAGGGAUAAAAUAAGAAAAGCCUUCCAAGGACAGUCGAGUCGAGGCCCGUCUAAACAGCAGACGUCAACAGAGUCAGCUAACUUGUACAUAUCCCAGGCGCUGAAGGCGAGGAACCUGGAGAAAGAAAAACGUGACCAAGUCAACAGCUUUACUCUGAGGUUCAAAAGUUCAUUCCAAGAGAAAAGGUACCAGUCUACAAACGACUUUGCCUUCAGCAGCAGUAUGAUUUGUUCCUUAGUAAUGCUGAUAUGUAUGGCGGGCGUUCAAACGGCCAUUUUACCAAGAACCAUGCUCUUGUUGAUUUUGUUCCUGACAACGUUUUGUUGGAUCGCUCUAGUGUUGAUGUUGAUUCUGAGCGUAAAACUCAAAUGCACUGUUUUUGAUAUUCGGAAGUCCUCGGGGCUCAGGCUGUUUAUAAUGCUGACAACGAUAAUUCUGAUUUAUUCCAUGUCUCAAGUUAACAUUUUCUGUUGCCAAUCUUCGGCACUAUUUGAAGCUUUGACAAUGACGAGUUUAACCGGAAGUGGUGACACACACUUGUCAUGUGAUUACCCACAAUACAUUUUCCUUGCUGGAGUACUGAGUUUUAUUUCUGUUUCCGUGUUUUUGAAGUUGGCGGCGGGAAUUAAGUUGCUGUUAAUGAUCAUCAUGUUUGCAGUGUACACUGUUGUUAUGAAAGUCACUCAUCACAAAAUAUUUCACUCCUUUGAUGAUAUGCACGAACGACAUGUGCCGACUUGGGUGACCGGAUUGGUUGUCCUUAUUGUCUUCAUGUUGACCUUGUAUCUUCAAGGUCGACAGCAAGAAUGGACGUCAAGAAUUGACUUUCUCUGGAAGUUACAGGCUACAGAAGAGAAAAUUGGGAUGACGGAAGUUCAAAACAACAACAAGCGGAUAUUGUGUAAUUUACUUCCGGCCCACGUGGCCGCUCAUUUCCUUGACACUUCCAGCAAGAAAACGGAACUUUAUAGUCAGUAUUAUCCAAAAGUGGGCGUUUUCUUUGCAUCCAUUCCAAACUUCUCGGACUUCUACAUAGAGCUAGACGCAAACAACCAAGGCAUGGAAUGCUUGCGUGUUCUGAAUGAAAUUCUCGUUGAUUUUGAUGAGCUUUUAAACGAACCUAGAUUUCGCGCCAUAGACAAAAUUAAAACCAUUGGUAGCACCUACAUGGCCGCCGUAGGACUAAUUCCCGAUUAUAGGUUACAGGAAACCCAGAGUUCUAUAUCCAGCUAUAUGGAGCUACUGAUUGAAUUCGUCCUAGCCAUGAAGGAUAAACUACAAGUCAUUAACGAAAACUCUUACAACGAUUUCCAGCUCAAAGUUGGGGUGAAUAUUGGACCUGUUGUAGCCGGUGUUAUUGGAGCCAAGAAGCCUCAGUAUGACAUCUGGGGGAACACUGUGAAUGUAGCAAGUAGAAUGGAAAGCACUGGAAAGCCCAAUGCCAUUCAGGUAACAGAAGAUGUUUACAACGUGUUGCAUGAAAAGUAUGAAUUCCAAUGUCGAGGGGUGAUAAAGGUCAAGGGUAAAGGUGACAUGGUGACGUAUUUAUUAUUGGGCAGGCGCCGACCAGGCAGCAUCAUACAAACAGCGUCAUCACCGCGUCUGUCAGCCGCCAAUGUCCCGAGCUCCCCGCCCCUAAGUCAGCACCCCAGCUCUCCGAGCUUGCUCACCCCUGGAUCAAGAGUUUCGGGGGUGGAGACUUCACCCAGCCUCAACAGUAUGAAUAACAUGACAAACAGUCAUUUAUCAGGACAAUCUGGAAGUGGGGCAUUAGUUGUAAGAAAUCCAAGUGCUGCAAGUCUUUCUUCACAUGAAAGUAUAUCUAGAAACGAAUCUUUCCGUUCACAGAAUCGUUUACCUUUGAACUUUGACCCAGCAAAAGGAAUGCCAACUCCCCCGGGAAGUCUGAACCGAAAAAGACGUAAUAGUACCGAAAGUCCAAAAUAUCCAUCGAGAAAACCGACAUCUAAUGCUUUAUCACAUUGCAUUUCCGGUCAUAUAUCUGAAACAGAAUCGGAAGUGACGUAUGCUCGAAUGGAUUCACCAGAACUUCCGGCUGUUCACUUCAUGAAUAUGAAGACGCAGAAUGUUCAUCCUUUACAAAACUCCAUGUUUGAGAAUCUAAAAACAAGUCCUAAUACAUCAGAACACAUUAAUGAACAACCCUUUUUACCGAGCCUUAAUUCUUACCCGGGAAGCAAUGUUUCACGAAUACCAGCGAACGGUUUGUACGCAACGCCCAUAUUCGAAGACGAGGCAAUUAAUGUUAAUACGCCAUUGCUACAGCAAUCACCUUCGUCACAUAAUCGUAAUGGAGGCCAUUAUAAACAAAUUCAACGAAACGUCAGUGAUAGCAAUCUUAUGGCCCACCAAUCCCCUCCGCAAAUUCCACAGAGUAUAAGUGCACCAGCUGGUUCCAAAAGAUAUAGCACUGGUGGUUCCCGAGGUUCUAUGGAUACGAAUGAUAGAAAUAACCAUAAAGAAAAAUACACCGCACCUUAUUACGCUUCGGUGCAACCAAUCAGAAAGCCUAGUCAAAUUCCGGUGAGUCCGCCUAAAGGUCCACUUGUCACGAAGCCGUGUCAGGUAGUUAGUCCCACCGUGCCUAUGAUCAGACCCACUCCUUUUGUCAUGGCGGGGGCGGUACCAGAGUUACGUCACGCCGUCAAAGCGGCGCCGGGUCUACAAGCACGGAAAGUUCAAAAUGCGCCACCUAUCAUGCCGUUCGGAAAUCCUUCGUUUUUCAACCAAGGCGAGUACGACCGACCAGAUCCCAGUGAUAUUCCCGAGGAAAGCCGAAUGAUGAUUACAAACAUGUUGAAAGAGCUGAACCAGGUCGUAAGUCCUUCACAUCCAAAUCGGAGAAGGAUGAACAAGAUGGAAGACGACGAAAAAGUGCAUAACAGAAAUUCAUCAGACGAUAUUUUCGUCACAGCUACUUAUCGUGAACCACUUAGUCCUCAUCAAGCUUUUCAUGCUCCACAACAGGUUCCUCAGCAAGGCUUACCCGUUAGUCCUAUCAGAAAACCUCCAUCUCCUCUUCAUGGGCACCAGAAAGGCUUAGUUUCUCCUCCAAGACAAAGUCCAAAAUCUUCCCCUGUUAAAAGAAGUAUCUUUGAAAGAACCGAAGAGGAAAAUUCGAGGUGCUCGAUUUCACCUCCUCCGCCCCCUAUACCCCCAAAACCUAAUCUGGAAGGAGGACGAAGAGUGUCAAGGGGGUCCCGAGCCAGUAGCACAUCUUCCCAGUCCACUCUAACGCCUUCACCUGCUUUAGUGGCAAACAUCGAUGGAAGAACUAUGUCUAUUAUGUCCAGUCCUGAGGACGAAGCGUUUCAGCAAUCUAAUGCUCAACCCCCGCCGCUACCUGUCAGAAGAAUGCAAACAGAUAAAGAGUUACAACGAACUGCAGAAGUUAGACCUAAUGCAGUUGUACAGCGCAGCAAUUCAAGUCCCAGAGUUAAGCCGAGAUCUUCGCAAAUGCAUCACAGGAGAGAAAUACUUACGCCGGUAAUGCAUUCCGAUGAUGAUAGGGAAUCCACUAGUUCUAAACCCUUCAGCGAGCAUUCUUCUGUGGUGCUUUUACAACCAAUUGAAUUAAAACUUGCAAGGCCUGCAUACGUAAAGCAACUUUCUUGUCCUGCAGACGACUGCUACACACAAUAUACUCGUGCCUUUCUCGCAAACACUGACUAUAUGAUAUCGAAUCUCGAUCGCAAUUUCUCUAGGUCAAGCGACACGAUUUAUUCAAGUUUUUCACACGGUCCACCAACGCCAAAAUUUCCUGUUCUGAGUUCCGCAGCGUCAUCGUCUUUGACCCAGUUACUGCAGGAACUGGCUGGGGAGCAAUCCAGCAAAAAUCAAGAUAUUUUCUUCAAGCAAGAACAUUCUCAACCUUCGAAAUCAGAGGACACGGAAGGUCAGAAGAAGAAUUCUCAUGCAUUUGGAAAACCGCCCUCAAGUGGACAAGCUGGACAUAGUUCUAAAAGAAAGCCAACACGACUACCAGUUCCUGUAAAAGCAAAACAAAAUUCCCCUGUAAAAGAAUCAUCAGCGAAACCAAAUCUGGUUCAAAACUCAUUUCAAGUCAAACGACGCGGCAACUUUACAAUGCCUGUAAGGCCCUGCAAAAGCCUUGACUAUAUUCCAAGCGAUAGAGAGGAUAAUGCGUCAUCAGCCGCGUCAUCAAAUUGUGGAAGUCCUAAAAUGACGCGGGAUUACAUUGAUCCGUUUUAUCAAGCUAGAAUUGAGGAGUAUCUGGCUGGAAGAAACCUUCUUGGACUUGAAAGUUUGAGUUUGUCGUCCAUAGCUAGCAGUAGUGAAAUGUCAAAGAGCGAUCCUGCCCUGAAUAUGGACUCGGGAUCGGCGGCGUAUGAAUCCGAAUACGACAAUUAUCGCCCAGGCAUGACAAGUGAUGAGGACUAUUUUAUAUCUGACCCCUUCAGCGACCUUGAAAUGUUAGAUGAGCUUGAUAUUGAUCACGUGACCGUUAGUGAUCAGUUUAGUAUUGAUUUACCCGUACCAGGGUUACAAAAGAAAACAACAACGGAAGUGUAAUGAUUGUUUUUAUAGAACGAUUAAAACUAGAAACAUUUCCAACGACAGUAUUCCAAGAAAAGAAAGGAAUAUGAUGAUGUAUAAUUUAUUGACGUCAUCUUUGUGAAUAAUUGUGAAAUUGCGAGAGAGAGAGAGAGAGAGAGAGAGAGAGAAUUGAGUAUUGCAGUGUCUUUUGUGUUUUAUAAGAAUACUCAUUAUUAUGGUAUCUGUCAUGUAAAAAUGAAUGUUAUUUAAAUUUAUGAACUUGGUGCUUUUUGUCCAGAGAUAUUACUUGAUUAAUGUAAAAAAAAAUGACGCAUUUUUUGUGCUUAUUUUUUCCCACAGUAGUGUUCAUUGUAAGAAACCCUUUAUUGAAGUGACAAGUUGCAGUUCAAGCCUUGUGAAUUAAAUGUGAGAUUAUAAAUAAAUGACGUUUGUCUUCUA
Molecule: messenger RNA, 7253 nt
Organism: Saccostrea cuccullata (small rock oyster)
Lineage: Eukaryota; Metazoa; Mollusca; Bivalvia; Ostreida; Ostreidae
Exons: 22
Coding region: 639-6830 (2063 amino acids)
Biological process (GO): intracellular signal transduction; adenylate cyclase-activating G protein-coupled receptor signaling pathway; cAMP biosynthetic process
Cellular component (GO): plasma membrane
Molecular function (GO): adenylate cyclase activity
Source: RefSeq, a predicted model, not a curated record